UGGAGACUGAGAGGGCUGAGUGAGCGAGAGAGGGUGGGAAGUUUAGGGAGUGUACACAGAGACAUACAGCAGAGUGAGGCGGACUGGGGAGAGGAGUGUGUGUCGGCUCGGAACCGAGACAUUGAAUAUCAAAAUGACAUAAUAAAACUAUAAGAAAACCAAGGGAGAAACUGAGGAAUGGCAUGGGGAGUUCUAUUUUUAGGAGAAGGAGACUGGGCAGAGUCUGAGGAAGGAAGAAGAAAAUAAAAGGGAGGGGAGACGGGGGGAGAGAAAGGAAACCAUUGCUGUUUUACACACUGGUGGUGAAGUUGAGCCCUUCACAAGAAUUCUCCUGGCUAUGUCCGCCAUCUGGAAUGUCGAGUCACUUCCUCUGUCUGUGCUGCGCUCGUACGGGGUUGUCCUCUGCACCCACCCUCCCUCUGUGCUCUGACAGCGCUCUGAAGAAACGCUGGAGAUCCCACAAGUGUGGACAGGACACUUCUGACAAGGAACAAACACCUGGGGAGGAAAACAAGAUUCUCGGAUUAACCCCGAGACCCACCAGGAACCGUCUGAAUGGAAUCUGGGCCUGGAAGAACCAAAGACAACUGCAGUCAUCAGCUGAACUCCUCUCAGAGGGUGUUCCUUUUCCCUUAUAUGGCAACAGAGCUGAGAAAUCAUUUGAAUUAGUCUGCUUUCUGUUGCAUGCCUGUCUGGUUUUAGUGCUGACUGAGUUCCAUCUCGUAUGUUUCUGUCUGUGCCGUACGUGUGUGGGUGUCCUGUGUGUGUGCAGCUCCGUUUGUUUGUUUUGCCUUCUUGCUCUUUCUCUGCCUGUUGUCUGCAUGUGGGGCUUUUGUUUUGGGACAAGAGGAGGGCUUGUGUUUGUGGUUGAUCUAGAUGCACCGUCACCGCCUCAGGCUUGGAUACUUCAUUCAAACUCCGCAGCUAGUGCUGGUUUCAAACCGCUGUGAUGGUCUGUGUUUGUUGGAGAAACACAGCAACCAGGGCGCAGCAAUUAGCAACCGAAAGCUGAGAAGAGUCUGUAUGAUCAGAAAUCUAGACUGGAGCGGGGAGUUGUCACCGAGCACGCCAUCACCUGGAUGCUUUUUACUUCCUGUAUGUCACAGGAUGUGUGAUCCUAAAGGAACUAUGAGGACACAUGGAACUGACCUGGGAUUCUCUGUUCCUCUUUGAAGAUGACGAUGGGAAACAUAAACACCUAAGUUACCGCUCAGCACUUUCUGUUGCUGACGACUUGACGGAGCAUCUUCCUGCUUGAGACACAGUGUUAUGUCAGGUUCAUCGUCUGAUGUGGACGACCUUUACCAACCCACCUCUGACCUUUGAUUGUCAUGGCUACGGCGGCAUGGUAUCAUCGUGACAUCAGCCGUGUGCACGCUGAGGACUUGCUGGCACGAGCAGGGAGGGAUGGCAGCUACCUAGUGAGAGACAGUGAGUCUGUGCCAGGAGCCUACGCACUGUGCCUACUGUUCCAAUGUCACGUUCACACCUAUCGUAUUCUUCCUGAUGCCGACGGCCUCCUGGCAGUGCAGACAACACAGGGUGUGCAGGUGAACUGUUUCCGGACUCUGGAUGACUUGGUGUUGGGGUACCAGGAUCCACACAAAGGCCUGGUCACCCCUCUGCUCUACCCUGUUCCUCGAGAUGUAGAGCCGGGAGAUGAGAGCUCAGAUGAUGAGAAGCCUCCUGUGGUCUCACCCUCUAUCAACACAGCGCUUUCAUCAGGACCAGCAGCUAAACCAGGAGCUCCUGCACCUCUGGUUGAUAAAUUACAGGAGUUCAGUCAUGGUGGUGACGUGAUGAGUCUGCUCAAUGACUACCUCUUCAAUGAGCUGCCUCUGGACAUUGAGAACGUACAUAAAGGAGCCACAAAUCUGUGCCACCUCAAGCGUACUUUGGGUACUGCAUGCCAGGGUCUGAACAGUGAGAUCGACCUGACUCUGUCAAGCUUAGAAACCUUGGCCAAGGUCUUCGAUCAUCCGAGCUGCUCUUUAACACAGAACAAAGCACAGGGUCCAGAUGUGGAGAUGGACACUCUGUUGUGUAAGAUUACAGCACUGGUCAGCCUUCUUUCAUCCCUUGAGAAGAAGGUGUUGAAAGCUCUACAGGAUGCAGUGACCAAUCACAACCUGGCAGCUCAGCCCAGUGCUGCAGCUCCACCUGAGCCAACAGUCACAAACAAACAUGCUGUAAAGAGGACAGAUGCCAGACAAGUACCAGUCCACACAUUUCAGGUGAAGAUGGUGAGGUACGGCAGACAGAAUGUUUCUGUAGAUGUAAACACAGGGACGCUCAUUUUUGACAAAAAUACCGGUCCCUUUGGGAAGGAAAAGGUUUCACACGACAGAAUCCUCCAGGUUGUCAAGUUUCAGAGCAGUCCGGCCAAGGUACGCAUUGUGGUGGACAGUCACCACAACACCCCGCGGGAGAUGACGUUUGAAAGCGCACGGAAAUGCGACUCUUUCUGCCAACUCCUCCUGAUGAUGAGAGGUCACCACUCUCAGCUGAGGGAACCCGACAUGCUCUCCGUGUUUGUUGGCACCUGGAACAUGGGUGGCUCCCCUCCUCCACGCAGCCUGCAGACCUGGGUGACCUGCUGUGGGCUGGGAAACACCCCUGAUGAGUCAGUCUCCCUCCUUCCACAUGACAUCUAUGCCUUUGGGACUCAAGAAAACCCUCAGGGCGAGAAGGAGUGGACGGAAAAUAUCAGAGAAACCCUGCGCAGCUAUACACACAUAGACUUUAAACAAGUGGCAGUGCAGUCCCUCUGGAACAUGAGGCUGGCUGUGUUUGUGAGUUCAGAGCACGAGAGUCGCGUCAGUCAUGUGAACACAGCCAGUGUGAAGACUGGCUUGGGAAACACGUUAGGGAACAAGGGCGCCAUUGGCGUCUCCUUCCUCUUUAAUGGAACGUCUUUUGGCUUCGUCAAUUGUCACCUGACCUCUGGAAGUGAGAAAGUCCUGAGGAGGAACCAGAACUUUGUGGACAUCCUUCGACUGCUCUCUUUAGGCGACAAACAUCUCGGUGCGUUUGACAUCAGCCUGCGCUUCACACAUCUGUUCUGGUGUGGAGACCUCAACUACAGACUGGACCUGGAUGUACAGGACAUCCUAAAACAUGUGUCCAAGAGGGAGUUUGAUCAGCUCAUGUGUGCAGAUCAGCUGACCCGAGAGAGACACAAGAGGAAGACCUUCCUCAACUUUAAGGAGGAAAAGAUCACCUUUCCACCCACGUAUCGAUACGAGCGUGGCUCCAGAGACUGUUAUCUUUGGCAGAAGUACAAGACGUCAGGGGUGCGGGUCAACGUUCCCUCCUGGUGUGACAGGAUCCUGUGGAAGUCCUAUCCUGAAACGCACAUGAGAUGCACGUCAUACGGAUGCACUGAUGACAUCUUUACCAGUGAUCACUCACCUGUUUUUGCCACCUUCCAAGUGGGAGUGACAUCAACAUCCUGCUUCAAACCAGAUUCAAAUCCAAGCAAAGAGAGGGCCUGGAUUGAGCUGGAAGGCAUCGAGGCCAUUGUGAAAACGUCAAGUAAAGCAAAGUUCUUCAUCGAGUUCUAUUCAACCUGCCUUGAAGAGACACGACGAUCAAGUGAGAAUGACUCCCAGGGCUGCGACGUUCCUGGUUUUCUCAAACUGGGCUGGUCCUUCAAACAACUGCCUAAGCUCCUUCCAGUCCAGUCUGACAUGGAGUACCUGCAGGAACAAUACCUGCUGCUGUCUGUCAAGUCAUGUGAUGGCUUUGAGUCAUACGGUGAAUGCUGUGUAGCUCUCCGCUCACUCACUCGUGCACCAGAGCAGUUUGAGACAUUUCUGAGUCACCGGGGUGAAGAAAUGGGCUCCAUAAGAGGAAGGGUCAGGGUCCACGUGCCCAAGGACAGGAGGGGAACGCGGGAGAAGGUUUAUGAGCUGGUGUGUUUUGAGAAAGAUGAUAAACGCCCUGGGAGAGGGCAGAUGUCUCCUGCGACUACACGGGCUCCAAUAAAUAGAUCCUCUCCACACCCACCAACUCUGACUCCGAGCAACUACACCAAUCCCGCCUACUUCCUCUUUGAAGGCGUGUCAGUGCCACGCAGGGUGGAGGAGGCGCUCCAGCAGAGGGACCCUCAGGUCAUCUGGUCUGGCAACGAGGCCUUGCAGCUCCCAAAAAUCUCAGGACGUCAGGGCUUUGACAGGGGACCCUGUCGAAGAUCAGACUUUACAGAGAUUGAGAUUCCCGCCGUCCCCCUUCAGUACAAACCCAAGAACGACCUGCAAACACCCCAAACCAACUCCUCCUAUCAACUCUUUCCUGCCAAAGACCCGUCUCCAAUAUCUCCACCCACUAGUAAAGUCAUCUCACAGUACCAGGAGCAGAUUUCACAACCCAGAGACAAUUACACCAGUAAAAAUACUGUUCAGGACUCAGUGCUGCCUGAGAAGAACCUGAGGAAUUUGUAUAUGAAUCAGUCGUCAGUCAUUCGAGAGAAAAACAGAAGAGAUCAACAUCAGCACGUCCCAGAGAGAACAAACAAAAUUAUCCCUGCGACCAAGGCUCCGUCUGUAUUCCCAUACACCCCCAAACACAUACCACACAUUCACACCUCUGUUCCCUGGGUGGUGGAUCAGCGCCCCCCCGCACCUACAGGAGACAACUCUCUAACUGCUCUGCAAAUCGCCAAAUCCUUGAGCGAGGUUGACUUCUUCCCCUCAGAACACAGAGUACCAGCCAUGAUCAACCAGAGGACAGGUUAUAGAAAUGGCCCUUCACUGUACUCUGAUCGAGGCUACAGCUGGGAGAAAAAGCAGGUGUCUGUCCUCCAGGGUGCACCAGAGACAGUACGGGAGCUUCUCACCACACUGGGUCUUCAGAAAUACACUCUGGGACUCAGUCUCAACGGCUGGGAUGAUCUGGAUUACUUCAGCGGCAUCACAGAGGAGGAUCUGCGGGCUGCAGGUGUGACGAACCCAUCACACAGACGCAGGAUCCUUGAGAAUCUGCCCAGGAACUGGAACUGAAGCAAAGCACAAACUGUGUUAGUACUUUUCACUUUGGACUAGAAGAACAGACAAAACUGAGAUGUUAAAAAGAAGACAGACGUCAAUCGCAGCAGCUGGACAUUUCCCACACCCGUCCUCUCCUCUGUCCAUCUUUUCAUUUACUCACCCAUUCAUGCUGUACUGAAUGGAUGAAGACUGUACUGUGUCUUUGAUAAGGCAGACAUUCCUUGUGUCUUUGUUUUGUUGGAUAUCUUACACUGAAAGUGAAAAUCUGAAAAUGAAAAUUUAGAAUCCAACAUUGUUUUGACACUAAAUCAGUGUCUCUGAUGGUUUCUGACUUUGAGCGACUUUGUGGGCGAAGAAAAAAAAAAAAGAAGACAAACGAGUAAAUGACUGCACCUGUUUUGGGACCACAUUUUACUAUAAGCACAGUAAAAGUCUUUCUCUGUGUCCCAGUGAAGGCCAGGGGAAAAUGGCACAUGAAAAAAAUGAAACUUUCUGGACAUUUUAGUUUUAAAACAAGAGCUGAAAUAUGAAUUUAUCUGAUUAAAUGUCUUGAAGAGAAACAGCACUUUGAACAGCUUAGCUACAGGAUUACUAUAUAUCCUGAAAUGUAAAGGCCGUAACAAAUAAAGUUUACCGCCCUAAUCAAUGCAAGUCUUUCAGAAAAGACCAACAUUGAACUUAAAAUACGUUUCAAAACAGUGGUGAUAAACAGAAAUUCUUCUGAUUUUAAUUUGUUGAAAUAGCAAAGUGUCUGAACUCUGCACAGUCGGAUUCUGAUUCAUUCUGCCGUCAUUCUUCACUGAUCCUCAGAGCUGUGCGAUAUGAAAGGAAAACCUUGUUGUCUUUUGUCCCUAACUGUUUGUUUUGGCAGCAAGGUCUCAUUGAUUUAUGUUAUAAAUGAUUUGUACAUGUCUGUUAAAAAAAAUAUAAUACUUCAGUUUACGGUGG
This is a messenger RNA of Cynoglossus semilaevis (tongue sole), 5936 nucleotides long. RefSeq names its product inositol polyphosphate phosphatase-like 1b (gene inppl1b). Gene Ontology annotation, molecular function: inositol-polyphosphate 5-phosphatase activity; protein binding. Gene Ontology annotation, cellular component: cytosol. Lineage: Eukaryota; Metazoa; Chordata; Actinopteri; Pleuronectiformes; Cynoglossidae. The transcript has 27 exons. Gene Ontology annotation, biological process: phosphatidylinositol dephosphorylation; negative regulation of insulin-like growth factor receptor signaling pathway; regulation of immune response. The record is from RefSeq and is a predicted model, not a curated record. Bases 1332 to 5000 code for a protein of 1222 amino acids.